AUGGCACGUGGGCGCCCUGUGCCAUGGGCCCCUCUACGGCAUGCAGAAGAGCCGUGCCCGAAUGCGCGACCGCUCUCUACACACCAGCUCCUCGCGUGCGUGCUUGCGCAGUGGCGCGCCGCGCGGGUGGCGGGGCCCAGCACUGAGCUGAGCGACCGUGAUGCGUUCUUUGCUUCUAUGCCGUCGGCGUUUCCCACGGUGCCACUUUCAUGGGCAUUGGAUGGAGACACGCAGCUUUUGUCUGCGCUUCCACCACGCGCCGCCAGACUGCAUGACAAGGUACAGGCGCGGUUCGAGGCUGAUUGGCGGCGCCUCGACGCUCUUGAUGAGGCGACAAGAGCGUCCAUAUGGGCAUCCGUCAGUCGUCCAGGGAUUCCAGCCGUGCGUCCCCGCAAAGCCGAUGUGUUAUGGGGCUGGCUGUGCGUCAACUCGCGCUGCGUGUAUGUGGACCUUCGCUACGUCAGGCACGAGGACAAUUUCACGUUAGCGCCGCUCCUGGAUAUGGCCAAUCACACGUUUGUGCAGGGGAAGCAGUGUAAGGUGCGCUAUUCGGCGGAGGGUAUGGAGCUCUGUGCGCCGGCUCAGUGCGGGCUGCAGGCCGGCGACGAAGUGUGCAUUACCUAUGGUCCGCACACCAAUGCCACACUGCUGACCGAGUAUGGCUUUCUGCUAGCGCCGAGGGAUGCCCUGCGAGGCGCUAGUGCUUGGGACGGCAAUCCACAUGCCGAGCUUGCGGUCGACGACGCCAUUGCCGAGCGAUUCCGCGCCGAAGGUGACGAGGGGGCAUGGAAGGUGCAGCGGCUCAAGGAAGAGGGGUACUCAGGCGACUAUACGAUGCAUCCUGAGCCAGCUCCGGCGCAUGUAUCGCACCGUCUCCUCAUGGCCCUGUGGCUCUUGUCGAUGGCCAUGGAGAAUAAGCAUACAACACAAAGGCUGUCGCUCAGGGCCCGAGCUGCGUUGCAAGCAAAGCAGGGACUGCGCUGCGUGUAUAGCCCCAAGGAAGCUGCGCGCCAAUGGAAACAAGUCACGUAUGGCAUGCCAGACAGCCGUCAUGAAAGGCCGAUGCGUGAUGUUCUGUGCCGCCUAUGUACUGAAAUGGCAGAGCAGCGGAGUGCGCUCUUGGAACAGCUUCAAGGUCGACACGAUGAGCCUGCGAGUCUAGUCCGGCUUCUGCUCGAGGAAGAACGCGACAUCGCCCAUCGAGUUCAGACAAGUGCCGAGCGCGGUGAAGCCUGGUAA
This is a messenger RNA of Malassezia sympodialis ATCC 42132, 1239 nucleotides long. It is a transcript of the gene RKM2, whose product is annotated as protein-lysine N-methyltransferase. Gene Ontology annotation, molecular function: protein binding; protein-lysine N-methyltransferase activity. The record is from RefSeq and is a predicted model, not a curated record. NCBI's taxonomy places the organism in Eukaryota, Fungi, Basidiomycota, Malasseziomycetes, Malasseziales, Malasseziaceae. Gene Ontology annotation, biological process: peptidyl-lysine monomethylation; peptidyl-lysine trimethylation.